AUGAUUCCGGAAUACCUGGAUGCCCUGGCAAAAGAGCUCGGUGCCGCGUUGAUAACCUUGACCCUGCACGACUUUCAGGCGCUGGCUGCGGCAUUCGAAGACCAGACGCCCGCAGAGACCCAGCGAGCUUUGCUCAAAGCUGAAGAGGAUGCGCCAACAAGUUUAUCUUGUUUUCGAACUUGUCCAGCUCAUCGUUUAGUGCUCCGUUAUUUCUCAAAGUCGAGCAAAGCAAUCGCCGACGGCGGAAGAUGGAGGCACACCUUUGCGGCGAUUCUCAGUGCUCAAGACGGCUACACCAAUGGCGGGAGACUCGAUCAGAGUCAUGAAACAGGGACCUCUACAAGAUCUAUUGAUCAGCCAUUGAUUGUUCAUAUCGCAGAUUCUCACGAGUUUCAGGGCAAGAUGGAUGGUGAUUUUGUCUUUGCUAGACUCAGGGAUUGUGUUGUAAAAGCAAGAGAAGCUGGUAAGCCCGUCAUUCUCGUCAUUCCGGGUUGGCCCAGAUGCUACGUGCUUCGAAUGACUGGAGUUGUCUCUUCUGCGGUCUUCACAAUCAGAUGUGUCGGUGUGCCUGUCACGGCAGAGCCCGCACAAAAACCAGAUGACAUCAAUUCGACCGACUUUGUCAAUAAGCUCAAGUUCCAGCUUCGUUGGGGCUCUUAUCAAUUUUUCGAUUCGGAAAUAUUGCUUCCUAGAACAAGAUGGACUUUUGACCGUGCUAUAGCAUCUUGCAACAUAAGUUUGACUGAUGAGCUCUUGGAUUCAAUGGCUGCGCAGAUCAAGGGGAGAGCUCUCGGUGGGCGGAAACUGACUUUCGAGGACAUUGAGCAAGUGGUAUCUCAAGUCCUCAUCAGCACCGAAACUGAAAGAAAGGCAUUCAAAGCCGAGGAACAAGAGAGCGAUACCGAAAGCGCCAGCGUCGUCAGUGACGAUGACCAAGACAGCGGCUCAGAGAUCGAUGUAUGUGAGCCUUCACGUAAAUUCGAGACGGACAAAUACGAGUCGCAACUUCUUUCCUCUGUCAUCAAAGUCGAAGAGCUUCAAAAUACAAAGUAUGAAGAUGUUAUCGUGAAUGGCGACAUUAAAGAAAUGAUGAGACAGCUUGUCCAACUUUCGAAAAUGAAGACUGAGGCCAAAUCGAAGCAUUUGUUAUCUUGUGUGCAGAUUUCAGGCGCUUUGCUGUACGGUCCGCCCGGAACAGGAAAGACGCAUCUCUGCCGGGCCAUUGCCAACAGCAUGCGAAGCAGUAUGCUGGCUCUCGACAGCGCUGCAUUGCAGUGCAAGUAUGUGGGCAAGACUGAAAAAUUCAUCAGAGCAGCCUUUUCUCUGGCACGGAAGCUGAAGCCAUGCAUUAUUUUUCUCGACGAAGUCGACGCUUUGUUUUACCGACGCGCAUCCAGCGACCACUCGUGGCAGCGCUCUGCGCUCACGCAAUUCCUCCAAGAGAUGGAUGGACUUGGGGCAGGACAGCCCGGGGCGCCGUUUGUUCUCGUUGCCACGAACCGUCCCGGUGAUCUGGACACGGCUUUCCUACGCCGCUUGCCCCAAAAGAUUUACUUUGAGCUGCCAGAUACGGCCGCACGAGCGCAGAUCCUGAGGGUCUUGCUUAACGAAGACGAUCUCGGCCCAGAUGUCGACAUUGACGAAUUAGCAGCCUUGACGGAUGGAUACUCGGGUUCUGACCUCAAGAGCGUGUGCGCAGAGGCUGCAUUACUUUGGGUACUGGAGAUGAGCCAGAAAGACGCCAAGGAGGCCGCACAGAGAGCCGAAGCCGAAGCUGAAGCUGAAGCCGUGAGACUCACAAGAGCAGAUAGCUCCGCCGAGACUGGCACGUCCGCCGCCGAAACAGGACAUGGUACGAUGAGAGACGCCUCCAACUUGGAUUCUGAAAACGUAAUUGCUGGCAGCGAGGCGAUGAACAAAGCCACACCCGAGGGCGAAGCUGGUGGAGAGGGUCAUGAGAUGGACGUUUAUGAGACUGGAGACGCCCCGACGAAUGAAACGGCCGCGGAAAAGAGCAAGAGAUUGGCAAAGGAGCUGAGAAAGGAGGAGAGGAGACAGAAGAGGGAGGAGAGGAGAAAGGAGAGGGAGGAGAGGAGAAAGGAGAGGGAGAAGAGGAAGAUGGAGCGGGAGGUUGAAAGACAAAAAAUAGAGCAAGAAAGAGAGAAGCAAGAGAAGAUUGAGGCGCUGUACAUGGAGAGACUGAGCAAGGUCUGCCUGACAAAGGCGCUUUUCGAAAAGGCGCUGCAGAGGAUGAGGCCUACUGUUUCGAAGGAAUCGAUUCGGGACAUGGAGAGGUUUGCUCAGCUUUUUAGCAACAAGUAG
This is a messenger RNA of Beauveria bassiana ARSEF 2860, 2322 nucleotides long. Its product is annotated as MSP1 protein. Gene Ontology annotation, cellular component: mitochondrial outer membrane. The transcript has a single exon. Bases 1 to 2322 code for a protein of 773 amino acids. Gene Ontology annotation, molecular function: ATP hydrolysis activity; ATP binding. The record is from RefSeq and is a predicted model, not a curated record. NCBI's taxonomy places the organism in Eukaryota, Fungi, Ascomycota, Sordariomycetes, Hypocreales, Cordycipitaceae.